Coregonus clupeaformis (lake whitefish) is the source of this 1219-nucleotide messenger RNA. Its product is annotated as fibroblast growth factor-binding protein 2. The record is from RefSeq and is a predicted model, not a curated record. The coding region runs from base 261 to 896 and encodes 211 amino acids. Gene Ontology annotation, biological process: cell-cell signaling. The transcript has 2 exons. NCBI's taxonomy places the organism in Eukaryota, Metazoa, Chordata, Actinopteri, Salmoniformes, Salmonidae. Gene Ontology annotation, molecular function: growth factor binding.
GCUUAAGGGAGGUCUGGGUAGACCCAUUUAUGCCCUUAUCCCUCCCCUCUCCACCCCUCCCCAUUCUCCUUUAUCCUUCUAUAAGCCCCGUUUAUGCAAGCGUCCCAGGCCCCCGCAUUCACAAAUAGCAGCAGACACUACGGUCCCAACAUGGUCUUUUGAUCGCGGUGCAUCCAGUUUUGAUUCCCUUCGGGCGUCUUACUGAUGCUUGGCUGCACUUGAAUAAAGAACCCUUCAAGUAGCACUCAUCACCCCCAGCCAUGAGGUUCCUGUGGCCCCUGUUCUUCCCCCUGUGCCUCCCUGUCCUGCCCAGCACCGAGGCCAAACGCCAGAGCUCCGACGACAAGACGUCGCAGCUCCCACCACCACCGGCAGGCAAGAUGCCCAAGAACUCUGUCCCCAGCUCAGGAGGGUUCAUCACAAAGGUUGGCCAUAACUGUACUUGGGAUGCGUCUGGGGAGGGCGUGGUGAAUCUGCUGGUCAGCUGUAGCUCCGGGGAGCAGACCUACUGGUGCCGCUAUGCUGGACAGCCAGACUUGUGCCAAGCCUACAGUGACAAGAAGGCACAGGUCAGGCACUGGAAACAACUGGUGGGCAAGCUGAAGAAGAGGAGCAAUGCGUGCAAAGGGGAGAAGGUGCUGAAGACCCCCACCUGCAAGGCCCCCAUGGAGUCCCACAUGAAGCUUAAAGAGAAGGGCAAAGGCGGAGGAAAGAAGGAUCCAGUGCCCCUGGUUCCUGAAAUGGUAGAGAAGGAGGAGAAGAAAGAGGAUAGGAUUCCAUUGUUGGAGGAGAGGGAUUGGGAUGGGGAGGUGAACGACAUGGAGCCAGUGGAGAAUUACUGUGCCGAGGGAUGGCAUUCUGUCUGUUCUUUCUUUGUAAGGUUUUUUGAAGGUUAAAGUCUUAAAGUUUUUGUAAGGUUAAAAAAGGGACAAACCUAAUGAACUCUGUUGGGGAAAAACUCCACCUCUGUAUCCAGGCUUACUUCUUUGCUAGGUAAACAAAAAUGGUUUAUAUAUAGCGAUAUAGAGCCUAAAUAUAGGACAUAGAAAUGUCUUGCGUUGUGUAUUUUAUUGUGAAACUAAUCUUAUUUUCUACAGACAAUAUUUGCUAUUGUUCAUUUGUAGUCACUAGACUUGUAUCAGAUUUAUAUUUUUGAACUUUAACACAACAUACAAAAUUAUACCUGUGAAUAAACAUACCUUACUAUAUAAACAUUUAA